Messenger RNA from Ectocarpus siliculosus, 13335 nucleotides. The record is from the annotation of a GenBank genome assembly. Lineage: Eukaryota; Phaeophyceae; Ectocarpales; Ectocarpaceae.
AUGCGGGUUCUUCAGCAGCAGCUGUCCAAGUACAUCCACAACAUCGAGCUGGAGGAGCUGGGGCUCAUGGGAGGCGACGUUGUCUUGGAAAACCUUGAGCUCCGCAAAGACGUUCUCCACGAUAUCGGAGGCAUCAGCACCGACUACGAUUUCUCAAGGGGUUUUAUCAAAGAGCUACGGAUUCACAUCCCUUGGACUCGGCUCCAGUCGCGGCCCAUCGAAAUCAAGGUCAAGACCGUCGAGAUCAUCAUAACCCCUAUCACGCAUGCGGCCUCGCACCGCCCGAGUACUCGGCGAUCCAGAACUGGGCCACACUCGAGACACGGCGGCAGGUCGACAGACGAGCAGGCUGCUCCGGCGGGGGUCAGCGGGUGGAUGCAGCAGCUCUUGACCAAGGUCCUUGCGAACAUGUCCAUCGAGGUGUCUAACCUGGUGCUCAAGUACGAAGAUGCGGAUGUUGUGCUUUCUGCUGCUCUAAAGUCCUUGGUUUGUUUCUCGGCGGAUCCCGACCGAGAGUGGACACCGGCGUUCGCCAGCCUCGACGACCCGUUCGGCUUCUUGCAUAAGCUUGUACACGCCAGCGACUUGACCGUGUGUCUUGACCGCUACUGCGCUCCAGACUCCUCGAGGAGAAGACAAGUCCAGGCCUUCGAGGUACCCAUCCUCAACCGCGCAUCCUUUGAAGUGCAGCUUCUAGCCUGCGUAUGGCUCGUCGCGCCGGGCCCGCCGGAGUCCUCGUUUGCUGCGUGGGAAGACCAGCAAACGCAGCAAGGGGAAAGGCUGGAGGAUACUGACUAUGGCGCUGCGGGGGUACCGCCGUCGCCGGGCAGGGCGGGGGCGCGAUGGGGUUUGCAGUGGGGGGCAGGGGAGGGCCCCAGGUCACCACCAGUGCCGAGGACUGCCCGACCGCCGGUCACCGUGCUGGGGCGGCUUGUCGGGGGCGGAACCGGGGGGGCCGACGAUUCGACAAGCGUCGUCGAUCGCGCGGGGUCUGGGGCGACGCCCACGUCGGCGGAACCGGAAGGAGAGAUCGACGAGCUGCCCAUCCCGACCGUGUGUCGGCUGCUGGGGGACGGGUGGUCUCGCAGGCCUUCCUCUUUGUACUCCCCAUUUUUCGACGGGGAGGGCGCCUGGAGCCGAAACGAGGCCUCCGAGGUUUCCUCGGAGGGGGUGCGUCCGUCCAUCCCGCGGGACGGCGAGGACCGGGGCGGGGAGGAAGAGGAUGGGGCGGGCGUGGGCGUCGGGGGCGGUCACGGUGAAGGCAGGACGAUGCCAAUCCCGAUCAUCACGGCGAACGUCUUGAUCGCGGACCUCUCGUUCUCGCUUAGCGAUCUACAGGUGCGAAUGAUGAAGGAGCUCAUCGACAGAGCAGUUGCUCAUGUCGCCCUCAACGCCCGUCGAAACACUCACGCCGAGUCUCCCAUCCAAGGAGCUCCCCCUAGUGCAGCGGUCGAAGGAGAAGCACCAGUCGCGUCAAGCUGGUGGCCUUCUUUCUGGCGGGGAACUGCGCCCGAAGGCAUCGACGAAGGCCUGCCGGAAGGGGGCACAGAGACGACCAGCACUGAUAUGAAUCAUGGAACGCUCGGCACGAGCAGUCCAGCGCCUUUCGAGUCGCGCGAGGACCACACCAAGUUUGUCGUGGCGUCGGCGUCAGUCGGUAGCGUUUCGCUUCGUUUGUUGGAGCACCAGGAGCAACCGGCCCACGCGAAGCCAAAAGAGAGGGAGGAGGAGGAGGAAUGCAACUCGCCGGAGGAUGAGGAACCUCUGUCGAUAUCUGUUCCGGUGCACGGGCUGGGCACCGUCAGUGUCUUCUCUACCCCAGUCAGCGCAAGAAAACAAACCCUACGGCCGCCAGUCGUCUUCGUGGUGGCGGAAAUGAAAGGUCUUGCGCUAGACGCUCACGUCCUGCCAAGCGACAAUGAGCUCUCGACGGACGUGAAGGUGGACGUUUCGUCCAUCGUUGUGCGACACGCUCGCCUCUUUGAGGACGCUGCCACCCCUGCUGCCGACAAGCCUCCUGACCAGGCGGACAAAGGGCUAGACUAUCUUGAGCCCGUCGUGUCGUGGGGCGCCGCGGUCAUGCCCGACGCUCCUCCUACUUCCCACGAAGGAGAUCUCCGUAGCGGAAGGACGGAUGGUUUAGCGGACCUCAGGACGGCGAAGAUCGUUCAGCGGUGCUUGAUCGAGCUUGCGCAAGGCUCGCCCGAAUUGGGAGCCGCCGACGGCGAGUCUAUCGACGGUGAGAGAAAUUCGUCGCGACAGAGCGCCCGAGCUCCUGCGCCAGACGUCCCGGCGCCGGCUCCGGCGCCGUGGGCGCCGGUCUUCCCUUCGGCAGCGCCGCGGCCCGUGCCAAAGGAUAGCAGCGCCUUGCAGUAUAGGUUGCUAAAGCGGAAGGGCGGCGGCACCUCGACUGAUGGGUCUCCUGAUGGUGGCGGCGUCGCUAUCACCGGCACCGUGUCGACCCUGGCGUGCCAUGACCUGGCCGUGGGUGCCCUCCGAGUGCAGCUCGCGGAGAUGUUGCUGGAAAAGCUCUUGAAGUUUUCCGGGGUCGUUGGCGGGGAAGCCGGGGGGACGGAGCCGGUGGGAGGAGACCCGGGCGGCGAGGACGAAGCCACCGCGCCACCGCUCACCAUCGCGCCCGUUGCCUUGGCUUCGGUGCACGGAAGACCGCCGCCCAGAGCAAGUCGCCUGUCGCCACGGGCCUCAGAUGCAGGCUCGGGCUCGGCGCUGUCGAGUCCUAGGACAUUGCCUCCUUGCCCUGUCACUUCUUCCUCGGAAACGUCGUUGCACUUCGCGUUGCGGUCUGUCGAGGUGGCUUUGGGCUUCGCUGGGGGGGCUCAUGAAGCGGACGAGAAUGGAGGCGAUCGUUCACGUGACCAGCCCACCUUUUGCGUGCUAUCGCUGAGCCAGCUCGAGAUCAGCGGUUCUGAGUCGGCGUCGUAUGUUGGUGAAGGCGGUGAGCAGCACUUUGUGGCAACCGCCCCACAGCGCCAGCGCGACGAGGAGAGUCAGAGGUUGUGCUCGCUGGUGCUCGGCAACCUGUCCAUCGUACUUAUUGAUGUGUCAGUCCAAUCUGCCGACGAGAGCGCACCCCUGGGGCGACAAGGAUCUCCGCCACUGAUGUCGCGUUCACUAGCACAGGAAGUGUUCCUAGCUGGCGGUAACCCGGCCGGCAUACGGCGUCUCCUACGGCUAGGCGGUGCCCGCGUGACGGCCGAGAUUUUGAGUAAGCUCGUCGGAGACACAGAACCGACGGCGGUGGGUACGUAUAGCGCGCCUGACUUUCUCUUCAAUGCGUCCCUCGAGUCCGGGGAGGUGUGUGUCAGCGUUGGAGCUGCCCUGCUGGUCCUGGAAGCAUAUGUGCUGGCAAGGAAAAUGGGCGGGGUCUACCCGGACGCGCUAUCUAUUAGUGUCGGCGGGAUUAGCGCGCCUAGAGUCCACCGGAAUCGCGGCUGGUCCCGCGGUGUAGGAGCCGUACUUGAAGGUGUAAGCGUUGGCGGGGUGGUGAAAAGCGGCGGCUGCCAGUUGACCGGGAACAUGCGUCGUCUAAGCGUUGGUCGCGUGGGCGGCGGAGUGCCGCUGCAAGGGGAAUCCUUCGUGAUGCCAUCCGACGUGGUGGUGCUCGAAGCACUGCGGGGUGAAGGCAGCGACGAAGGGUUGUCCUGGACCUUGGAGGUCUCCAGUGAUAGCGCGGGGGGCGGCGGCGUGAAGCUGGCGACCGUGUUCAAGUCGGCCAAGCUGCACUACACGAACGCGAAGAAGGUCGUGGAGGAGAUCAUGCUGGUCUCGAAAGAGUGGACGGCUAGAGCCGCUCGUCGCGUGCCGAGUGCUACCGCCGCCGCACGGAGACGGAGCCAGCCCUUCGAGUUCGACAUCCGCGGGUCGGCGGUGACACUCCACCUUCCGUUUGAGCUGGAGCUGGAAGUCGAAGACGUCCACCUGGGUACGCCUGGGUUCAACCAGGCGGUGGAACCCGAAGGCGAGAGGGCCGACGGGGACUUAGAUCUAGACAUAGUCGCUGGCGAUGUACGGGUGUUUCACAAGCCGCAUGGGUCUGGUUUUUCUUCCUCGGAGGAUGCGGGGCCGCCUGCGAUUCGGUGCGCGGCCCGGGGGGUUGUGGCGGUCCGGCCUACGGCGAACGCCACCGCCGUCUCGCUCGAGAGCGAGCACGUCCGGGUGCGCCUCACGCCCGCGUUCUGCUCGUCGUUCGGGCUGUUCGUGCGUCUCAUGGUGGGGCCGCCGCCGAGACCUCUCGCCGCCGACGCAGCGGCGGCGGCCUUGAUGAGAGAGGGUCGACCACCGACCAGCUUCACGUUCGAGCUGAAGCACGCAACAGCUGCCGGCGCGCCGGGGGCCGGCAGCCGAGCCUCGUUCCAAAUGAGCUUCGAGGCAGUCGAGGCGACGCAGCGGCGAGAUCCCUCGCGAAACGCGCCUGCUCUGCCGUACGAAGCGGCGCAACUGAUCGGAGCCUUCGUCGGCCAUGGCGGUGCGCCUGGUGUGUUCUCGGCUUGGCUGUCAGCGCGGAAGAGACCGGGCGGAAGCAGCCAGGCUGGACCCACGUACGUCCAGCCGUUUCUAGUCGCGCUCGGACCGAGCAGCGCCACUGCGCAGGUGUUUUCGGUGGUGUCCACGAGCUCGGGGCCGCGGCAUCGGCUCGUCAACAGCCUGUCCUUGCGGCUGGCCCCGAUGAUGCUCGCCUGGUACCCCCCGACCUUCCGCAUCCUGAUGGGGCACUACAACCGGUUCGCGGCGAACGCCUUCCGGUCGUUUCGUUCGAGAGCCGACAUGCCGCGCAGACGGAUCGCCGUCCUGUCGUACGACAUCGACAUCCAGGGCUGCAGCGCCGUGCUGCUGGCCUCGCUCGCGGACGGCGCCCGUGGGGUUCACCUGUCCGCCGGGAAGGUGACGUUCAAGGAGGACACCGCGGCUGCCGCCGCCGCGGCGUCGCCUGCGGGAAUGGGCGGGUCGCACGCAUCCUCUUCGGCGUUAGCGGUAGAUGCACCCAUCGCGCCCGACACUACGCUCGCGAUGUCCGGAUUUGUGGGGCCGGUCGGGAUGGCGUUCUUGCAAGACUGGCGGUCGAUUUUGCCGACGUCGGUGGCGCCUAGCGCGGGGGGGCGACUGGACGGGGACGCGGCGGCGGCACCCGUGCAGCUGUGCGCGCCUAUCGACCUGCGGUGGGCGAUGUUCUACGACGAAUUGGACCGGUGCCGCCAGGACGUCUCGCUCUCCUCCGUGCAGUUCUGCCUGGAACAGCCGCACUUCGAUCUCUGCGUGCGUGUGGCGCAGAUUUUCGUCGCCGCUGACUACCCGGGGGCCCUCCCGCCUGCAGUCGUCGCGCCACAGAUCGCUGGGCACCCGCAGGAUCCUGUGCGCGGGGCCCCCGUGGGGGGCGUCACGAACAACGCACAGGUUGACAGCUUCCUUGCGACAUCGCUACGGCUUCCCCUCCUGCAGUUCGUGCUGGCGAACGGCAAGAGGAGCGGCUCUUUCCCGCCGGUCUUGGAGAUCGAUGUGGCUUCGGUUCGCCUUGCCAGGGGGGGUGUCCUCACCGUGAGGCACCUGUCGGUGAACAGCUGGUCUCAGGAUGCGGACAGCCCGGCGCGGUCUGAGGCGGCUGCUGGCGAGAUCGGAAACGAGAACGAUGGGAGCGGGUGCGGGUACCGGGUGCUUGGGCGCUCCGGGCAGUCGGAAGAAUCCGGCAAGGAUUUCCUGCGGAUGGAAGUGCGGGUGCCGGAGGUCCGAUCGGGGAAGCUUGGUCCGAGGCAAGCUCAGCUCGACGUUGUGCUCCAGGUGCAGCCCUUUGACAUCCACGUGAACCCAAGCAUCCUGCGGUCGUUCACGGCGUACAUCGCGCCCGUCCCGUUCGUGGAGGGUUCCCCGGAAGAAGAAGAGGUGCCGUUCCCUCAGCGCCAACCGCUGCUCACCAUAUCCUGCCAUUCGAGCAGCAGCAACCCGCAUACGUCGGCUACCCGCGAUGGCGACGGCGCGGCCGGCGAUAGGGCCGCCGGCGGCAUCGAGCGCGCCAGCUCGUCGGGACAGAGAGUCUCGACGAACUUCGAGAAGUCCGCCCUGACCGCGUCUGGCAGCGUGAGGGUGCUCGCGUCCCAGGUUACUCUGGAGCUGUCCUCCUACCCCGGCGGGCCCGCGUUCAUGGCGAGCACCUCUCACGUGUUCCUGAGGGCGAUCACCUGGCCUUCCGACGCGGCGGCGAGAGGGAGCAGCGGCGAGGGAGGGGUGCAGGCGGGUCCCGAGGUGUUCGCGCGGUUGUCCCGGGUCGAGUGCAGGGUGAAGUGCGGCCAAGAGUCUGGGGGUUCUGCUGCUACCGUGCAGAACAGGGCGAGGGUUGGCCCUUCUUCUCAACCCGACGACCAGCUGGGCGACACCGUGCUCAAGCCCUUCGACGUCGACGUCCACCUGACUCGGCCCGGGGCUAGUAGCGCCGGGGGCGUCGCCGCCCUCGCCGCUGGCGUCACGGCCGCCACCUCGGAGCACCCCGUGACGCAGGGCUGGCACGCCGGCGUCUACGUGGACGAGCUCUACCUGAGGUGUGCCCCCUUGCACGUGCGCAGCCUCGAGCUCCUCUCCGACCUCUUCCUGCCGGCGGUGACCGCCGCGGAGCUCACGGCGGUGGAGCUGGGCCGCGGUGGACGCGCUCGCGGGACGGCCUCCGACUUGCAGGGCCUGGCCGGAGGAAGGCGGAUCGACGACCUCGCCGCCUUGGAUCGCGUUGAGUGUCAGGAGCCCGCCGGGCAUGCCGACGCCGUGAAGCCGGGACCCGGACAAGCUGUGUUUUACGGGGUCGGGACGACGCCACAAGGGGGCCGUCCGCGGCAAGGGGUUGGCUCUUCGAGCGACGGCGCAGGCGCGAGCGGCGUGGCGGGGGAAGAGAAGGAGGCGGGGAGGCGUAAGGAGGGCGAGGAGGAGGGUCGUGGUGGCUGGGUGCACUGCUGCGAGUGGCGGUACUGGGGGCUCAGGCGGGUGGCCCAGGUCGCGCUCCCGCGCUUGCCGCUGUGCGGGAGCGUGCCGUUGUUGGAAGGGCUGGCUGUUACUUCUUUGGAGGUGGAGCUCAGCUUCGUGGAUCCGUUGACGGAAACCGUCAAGGCGGCAACCCGAUUCAACGUACCGUGUCAGGCACCGAACGGGUCUUCGGACGACUUCGUUCUCGCCGGCGGUUCGCGCGUUACGAUAGAGCCGUCCCAGCCCAUCCUCGCCCGCACGUGGCGCCUCUCUUGGCGCGUUCCUACCUGGCUCAGGUUCAAGGCGGCGGGCGCUGGCGGCGCCCCCAAGCCUCCCGCUAUCUCCGCCUGGAGCUCUGCCCUCCUUCGGACCUUGUCGAUCCGGUCCUCGCCCGCGGGUCCCGUCGUCGGCCCGUCGUACGUGUCAGCGACUCUUGUCGCGCAGCGGCUGACGCUUGCGUUGUUGACCGAGGGCGGCCCGAUCUCGCGCUCGUCUUCGGCAGCGGCGGCGGCGGCGGUGGCGCCGCCCGUGUCGCCGUCUAGACGCCGAGAAGGACUGGGCCUGUUCGUGCAGCCGGAAGAGAUCGUCCGCGUCGUGGUCGCCGACGUCAACUUCUUCGCCGAGGCGAGCUUGGCGGGGAGGUGGCUGAGCGUGGCCGCUAGGGGCAGCGCCGUGGUGGCGGCGGACGUGCAAGACUUCUCGAACUUCCUGCGCCUCCCCCUCCUGUCGCACGCCGCGGUGAAGCUCGACGUCUCGACCUCCAGCGGCCGAGGCGGGACCGGUCGCAUGGUGGGCGAGGGGGAAAGCUUGCUGUCUCCGUUCAGACCCAUCGCGUCGGGCGCGGUUGACGUUAGCGGUGCCGUUGUCAGCGUGUCGGUGACGGCGAUGCAGUGCAUAGAGCAGUGCAUCGCGGAGCUGACUCGACGGCCCUCGGACGAACCGGCAACUCGACCAAGCACGACGACGGCAGAGGCGAAGCCGUCGGCGGUUGCGGUGCCCGCACCCGUGCCGCCUCCACGCCAACCACGGCAGCGCAGCAAGCGCUACAUCAUCACCAACCACACCGACCGAAACCUGUGGUUCGGCCAAGUCUCCACGACGGAAACUCUCUUCCUUCGAGCGGGGGAGGAAACCUUGUACCGCUGGAGGACCAUCCCCCACACGCUGGCGGCUGGCGCCGCAGGGCGCAAGGGCGAUGACGCGUCACGACUCGUUCUUAUGCUACGGCUUGCGCUGCACCGCGUCUCCGGUAGCGGAGGUGGAUACGCUGGCGCCGGUUCGGAGCAUGGGGGUGGGUACGGAACGUGGACAGAACCUUUUCCUGUGGAUCACGUGGGCACUUUUAAGCGUUUGUUACGAGGAGCCGAAGCAGAAGGGCAAGUGGGUGCGGAUGCGAGUGCACGCGGCGCCGGUCAUCAAGAGAGUGACUUCGUGACGCUCCCCUUGUGGGUGGAAGUGGUCAAGAAUGGCCUGGAAACGCGCAUCGCGUUCCACGGAGAGUGGGUGUUUACCAACUACCUACCGCAGGAGAUUCAGGUGGCUUGGGUGACGUCCGCAGGAGUGGGCAACGCCGGCCGGUGUCUCGUCGAGCCUGCAGGAACACGGGGAGGCCUCAGCCUCGAAGCGUGUGCUACCUCCGGACGGGCUGGCGGAUCCAAUCACCCAGUAUCCUGUUCGGCACUCACCGCCUCCUCCUCUUCCCCGGGGGCGGGACAAGCGCACGGGGAGCGCCUCUCCGAGCUCAUGUUGGAGUUCCGGUUAUCCACUCCCGACGCCGCCGCGUUUGUCGGGUCGGUGGGUCCACCCCCGGUAGCUACCGAGCAUUCGGCGGGGCACCCGGCGGCGGCGCGAGACGCUGGUGGUUUUGCCGACGGGGGUAGCUUCGAUAGUCGCGGGCUUGACGAUGAGCUGCUCCAGGGGCGCGAGGAGAUAGAGGUGGACUCGAGCGGUAGCCCCUGGGAGGUCACCCGUCAGUCCGAGUGGGUCCAGGCGAGGCCGUUCGUUUUCCUGGCUCUGAUCUCUUGCGCCAGCACAGACCCCGGGAUCUCGGGGUUCGCCUUCUGGUGCGUGGCCUCCAGGCAAGCCUCGCGCGCGGCCAAUGGCCACCGCGGUAACCUGGGUCAGAUGAGAAUCGACCUGCACCCGAUGGCGCUCGUGUGGAACGGCUCCUCGAUACCGAUGCGGGCCGUGCUGAAGCACAGGAGCGGCGGUGGCGGGUGGCCGGAGCAGCCGCCUGCUACGCUUGCCGAAGCGGUGGACGAACAAGGUGGGGCUGGGGGUGGGCACGCUGCUGAUCGCAACGACGACCCCCGGGCCAACUACAGCCUGUCGCGCACGACCUCCGCGAUACGGCCCGGAGGGCGCACGGCGGUUUGUCAGCGGCCCUUCGUGGAUUACGACUUGGCGGUGGCAUCGACGGGGACGGCGGCACGCCAGGCCUCACCAUUCCUCGUUUCCGUCCCGGCGGAGCUCCUGUCCCGCAGGCCGCUGCUUGGCUCCGACGGGGAGCCAUCCGCGCAGCAGCCAGCAGAGGCUCCCGUGACGGAGCGGGGCGAGCCGGAGCGUGCGCAGACCGAGGAGGAGGAAGAGCAAGCGACGGCGCCGCUCCUUCGCCGUAGAGGAAGCGAGUCGUUGUCGGUCGACGACGGUGGCGAGGCCGGAAGCGGCCGUCGCGCUGUCGCCCGCGUUUCCCGCGUCUUCCGCGCCGGGGCCGAGAGCUGCCACAGCGCGUGGGACAUGUUUCACGGCAGCGAAGGGUUCUCCAUCCCAUUCCUUCUGCCCCACGUAUCGCUAGAUAUCGGCCUGGAUUCGCCCGAGGAAGUCUCUCCGUCGCCGGCCACUGCGUCGGCGUGUGCAGGGUGGUCAUCUCUUGUUCCUCCGGGACGAAGCGCCGAAGAAGUUCCCGGGGGGCCCACGCCGCCAACUCCGGCCGAAAGGCGUUCCCGAAAGCUCAAGGUCAGCCUGGCGGAAGAGUUGAACGAGCUCCUUCUCGUCCCGUGGGAGGCGAGCAGCGGCGUGGUGCUCCCUGUGUUGGCGACCCUCGAGAGGGAAGUCGUCCUGGGAGGGGUGGAGCUGAUCCGACUGGCCUUGUACCCGCGGGUGGUGGUUCACAACGCCACGGGCGUGCCGGUCUCGCUCUCGUUGCUUGGCGGCGCCCACGCAGCAGCCGAGGACGACAAGCCCGGAGGUGGGGCACGGAAUGAGGCCCUCCCCAUGUGCCGCGUGCGCCUCACGCCCGAGGGGAGCGGGAGCCGCAUGAACCUGCUCGCCAUCCCCGGCGAGCGAGCACUGCACGGACUGGACACCAGCCUCCACGGUUCCCCGCGAUCAGCCGCGGGAGGAGGAGAAGGAGGGAGGGCGGGGGAGGGAAGAGGCUUCCCUCUCGAGAACAAUCCCCCGCCCGGACUUCUGGGCAAACUCUCACGGAUACUGUCUAGCGGGAGCUACAAGGCGUCUUCGGCACACCCCGCCGGCUUCUCCGCCGACCUAGAGAUGGCGUUUGGGUGGGACGACCGCGCGGACCAAGCUUCCGCCGACGGCAGUGGUGCGGUCGACGGCCGGGGUGCUCCUCCGACCGCUAGGCCGGCCGGCGAAGAAGCGGCGAGCACGGGAGCAACGAAGUGGAGCCAGGAAGGCUGUGGCGUGAACGAGCUCCCCGUCUUUUCUCUGUGCGAGCCGUCCGCCGGCUCGGCCCUCGCCUCCCACCCGUCCUCGCUCACGGUGCCGGGCGGCGGGCAACGCGCGGUACGCGUCUACGUCGCGGUGGAACCUCCCGGCGCCGAGCCGACGUCGGCGGCGUCCCUCACCCGCCACGUUCUAAUCUACCGGGACCCCCAGCCCGACCUCACCAUCUGCAACAGGUCGACGGACACCGUGACCCUCCUGCUCGACUGCGGCGCGUUGGUGGAAGUGGCUCCGGGCGGCACGGUGGAGCACUCGUGGCGGAAAGAGCCCACCACAAGAGACGCGAACGGCAGCAACGGCGGCGGCGGGGGCGGGGGCGGUGGCAGUGCGUCAGCAGCGCCGCGAUCGUCGCGCAACCAUCAUCCUCCUCCUCCUCCGGUUCUGCGCUUCGACGGCCAAAUCGGAAUCAACGAGGAGAGCUGGGGGCACCGUGGGAUCGCGGAAGGUGGCGGCGGCGAAGAUGGCGGCGGUGGCGACGACGAGCGCGAGGGCUUUGGGACUAGGUCAGCUCGUGAGGUUCAGGUCCAUGUCGUGGAGCGUGCCGGCGGUUUCGUGAUGUCCUUCGCGGAGGGAGGGUUCGAGGGGGCGGCCGCCGACGGCGUAGGUGUCGUAGACAGCGGCGCUCGAGACAACCAUCAUCUCGAAAGCAGAGGGGUCCUCGGGCGAUGGGCCUCGACUCUGGAGCAGCACGUGGUGGUCACUUUGUCCGGGGUGUCCCUUCAGCUCUUGGACGAUUCCAACCUUCAGGCAGUUGCCGCGAACGGCCAGGGAGGAAAAUCGACGGCGGCGGCCGCAAGGGCAGCGUCGGAGAGACUUGGCGGGAUGGACGGCUGGGUCGGCGGGACGUGGGCGGAGCCUGGCGGUCUCCCGUCAGACGGCGCGUCGGCCCACCUCCCGGCGGCGGCGAUACCCGCGAUCGUCAGCGUGUUCGUCGACGCGAGCUCGACGCGGCUCUGGCGAGCUGCUCCGGCGGUGCGGCCCGGAAUGUCGUCGCUUGACCUGGAGCGGUCGUGGCAUCUCAAGGACCGGGUCGGCAUCGACGUCUGCCUGGGCACUCUUCAGAUCGAUAGUCACGUGGCCGGCCAUAGGCUUCCGGUGAUCUUCUGCUUCCGGAAGGGAGGCCGUCUAGUUCAGGUCAACGAAAUUGGCAUGGGCAUGCCUGGAGAUGACCAGGUCAAGGGAGACUGCCGCCUCGCAAUGUCCCUCGUUCUCGCUGAGUCUUGGGAAGACAGCCGAGUGCCGUCGUACUUAGAGAAGGUGUCCAUCCACUCCGCUCCGAUCGACGUCUGCUUCGAGGAUUCGCUGCUACCGCCGCUGCUGUUGUUGCUGGAGAGGUCGGGCAUCGGAGCAGCAAGUCCUGGCGACCGUUCAUCACCGUACCCGUUCGCGGCGUCGGCAAACGAUCGAGGACCCGGCUCUUCGGCGGCGCAGGGAGGCCUUCCGUCCAAGAGGAGCCCCCAGCUGCUACCCCCGGCGCUGGGCGCAAGCGUGGUCCCGCGGCUGUUCAUCCAGCGAGUGGAUAUCGGCGCGCUGGUCGUGAGGGCCACCGUGCAGGGCUAUAUACCGGGGAAACAGGUGUUUUUGGCCCUGGACAAGUCGCCGUUGCUGUUCAGACCUGUUUCGCUGCGCGGGGUGCUCGCGCGGCCGGACGAGAUAGCGGAGCAGAUUGCCUCCAACUACGCGGUUGACGCGCUGCUGCGGUCGCUGGCGGUGGUUGGGUCGCUGGAGGCGCUCGGGAGCCCGACAACGCUGCUGUCCGAGUGGGGCAAGGGGGUGUACGACCUGUUCGCGAUGCCCAUCAAAGCGAUGCCCCAGGGCCCUUCCUCCACCUUCAGAGCUACCUUUCGAGGGGUCAGCUCCCUGCUCAGACACGCUUCGGCUGGAACUCUGUCGUCGGUCUCGGGCGUUUCGAACGCCCUGUCCCGCAACCUCGGGGGUCGGGGCGGGGUCGUUCGCCCGAUCGCCGGGACCAUGGGGCUGGUCCAUCGGACAUCCAAGUCGCUCAUCGCCAGCACUGGCGUGGACAGCGAAUGGACUCACGCCGAGGCGAACACGGCGGCCAACCCGGCGACGGCCUACCUCAACGCCGACCUGUGGUACCGCUGCUGCCUGCUGCCCGCGGGGCACGAGUUCCUCUACCGGACCCCGGCGCUGUGCAGCAACGCCUCCUACAGCCAGGCGAACGUGCCCGUAACGAUCGUGCUCUCCAGCAAGGCUGUCUUCCUGUACCGGGGAGGCAGCGGCUGCGAGACGCUGUGGAAACAGAUCGACCACCAGGACAUAACCCUCGUCGAGCAGAGCGCCGAACAUGCCCCGGCAGAGCUCAUCCUCAACGUGAGGCUUGGCUCUGCACAGUGUACAACCCGCAUGCAUGCAGUGCCUUUGUGGUUUAAUGGUAUUUUGGAGUGGGCGGUGGGUACUACCGUGACGAUUAGUCUGUAUCGCUGGGUUGUAAAUAUGAUGUGCUUGCGCUUCUCGUAACCGAAUUCAUGUGGCUGUUGGUGGCCGGCUGACAGGCCCAAUAAUUUUAGACGCUUCCUUUUGCGAGGUUGCGAAAUCCGAUUGUUUUCCGGAGCGACUCAUCGGUUACUUCGUUUUUUCCUGCUUGUGUGCUCGGUACCCGCAGGUAGGAACUCUACGUGAGAGCUCUGAAAACAAAGAAACCACCGACCGAUUAGAAAAAGUUUGUUU